Molecule: messenger RNA, 1099 nt
Organism: Capsella rubella
Lineage: Eukaryota; Viridiplantae; Streptophyta; Magnoliopsida; Brassicales; Brassicaceae
Product: transcription factor bHLH61
Exons: 4
Coding region: 1-957 (318 amino acids)
Biological process (GO): regulation of DNA-templated transcription
Cellular component (GO): nucleus
Molecular function (GO): sequence-specific DNA binding; DNA-binding transcription factor activity; protein dimerization activity
Source: RefSeq, a predicted model, not a curated record
AUGGAAAUGGAAUUGACCCAAUUGACGAAUAAACAAGAAAGCAACAAUCUCGACGGCCUGAAAGGCGGAUUCAUGGCGAUGGACCAGUUCGUUCCGAAUGAUUGGAACUUCGAUUACUUACGUUUCAACAGUCCCCUCGUGGAAACCGACAACGUUGAUCAUCCUUGUUCUUCUUUGAUGAAUCUAAUCUCUCAGCCACCUCCAUUGCUUCACCAACCACCACAACCUUUGUCACCUCCUCCUCCUCCUUCUUCGCCUCUCUCCUCCGCUUUCGAGUAUCCUUUUCUCGAAGAUAUCAUAGACUCCUCUUACUAUCCUCCUCCAUUGCUUCUUCCGACUUCACAAGAGAACAACAACAACGUUUAUGCACCAUUGAUGGUGGAAAGCAAGAGCUUCGUGAGCACCGGAGUGAUGACUAACAAGAAAAAGAGUAUUAAGAAACUUGGAGGCCAACCUUCGAAGAAUCUCAUGGCGGAGAGACGGCGGAGGAAGCGGUUAAACGACCGACUCUCCAUGCUCCGAUCCAUUGUCCCCAAAAUCACCAAGAUGGAUAGGACAACGAUACUAGGGGAUGCCAUAGAUUACAUGAAGGAGCUUUUAGACAAGAUUAACAAGUUGCAAGAAGACGACCAAGAACUUGGAAGCAACUCUCAUCUAAAUACCCUCAUUACAGACGAAUCUUUGGUCAGAAACUCCCUUAAGUUUGAAGUGGAACAAAGGGAAGUUGAUACGCAUAUUAAAAUAUGUUGUUCUACAAAACCGGGAUUGCUUCUAUCAACGGUUACUACAUUGGAGACUCUAGGCUUAGAGAUUCAACAAUGUGUCAUUAGCUGCUUCAGUGACUUCUCAUUGCAGGCUUCUUGUUCUGAGGUUGCUGAGCAGAGGGACUUUGUUACUUCGGAAGAUACAAAGCAAGCACUGAUCAGAAACGCAGGGUAUGGAGGAAGAUGUUUGUAGAAAGUUUCAUAAUUGCAUGCAAUGAUGUAAUAACGACAAUCUUGUCCCGUUGUUUUAGACUCUCCUGUGAAGGGUAUAUGAUACUAGUUCUUAAAGGACUUAAUCCUCCUAUUCAUAUUAGUGCUACAUAGAGUUAAUCAGU